CAUUUUAAACCGCCUUUCCUCGCUAGAUGGUGUGCAAGCCACUGGAGAGUACACUUCCCCGCACAGUGGACUCACAGCAUCGAACGAACCCGGGACAACUCAACACUCGUCCGUAGUCGGUUGCGUGGAGCGUGGAAAUAAAGACUUUCUCUUCAUAUUCGCUCCGAAUUUUCGCAAGACUUGGGCAAGAGCGGCGGCUACGUCCAGUUGUGACGGACACGAUGAUUGCGCUGUCGGAUGCUUGUUUCUCUGGUCAGUGGCUAAGUGCGAUCCUCCUCAUCUUGGGCUGCCUCCUAUCGCCCUGCUUGCCCGCCGGACAAACUGUGGACUAUUCCUCCGUGGAAAGUGUGGUCAGCAGGCAAGGCGAUACGGCUCUCCUCAGGUGCUACCUGUUGGAUGGGAUCUCAAAAGGAGCUUGGCUGAACCGCUCAAGCAUCAUUUUUGCAGGAAAUGACCAGUGGUCCGCAGACCCGCGUGUGUCUAUUGUGUCCAGCGUUGGAGACAAGCACGAGUACAGCCUUCAGAUUCAGAAGGUGGAUGUAUCAGACGAUGGCCAGUACACGUGCUCAAUUCAAAGCGAGCGCAACCCACGGCCUAAACUUCUCAACCUCAUUGUAAAAGUUCCUCCCAAGAUACAUGAUAUUUCCUCUGACAUCACGGUAAACGAGGGCAGCAACGUGUCGCUCGUCUGCAUGGCCAGCGGGAAACCUGAGCCAGCCAUUUCCUGGAGACACAUAACCCCAUUAGCCAGGAAGUAUGACAGCGGUGAAUAUCUCAACAUCACUGGCAUCACAAGGGACCAAGCUGGAGACUAUGAAUGCAGCGCUUUAAAUGACAUCGCCUCUCCUGACACCAAAACAGUAAAAGUCACAGUCAACUUUGCCCCAUCCAUCCAUGAGAUGAAGAGCCAUGGUGUUAGUUUGGGACGCACAGCUCUGCUGAGGUGUGAGGCAGCUGCUGUGCCUUCGCCAACAUUUGAGUGGUUCAAAGGGGAGAAAAGGAUUAUCAAGGGCCAGGGCAUCGACAUCAAGAGCCUCAGUUCCAGAUCAGUUCUAACAGUGACCAACAUGACAGAGGAUCGUUACGGGAACUACACGUGUGUUGCUACCAAUAAACUUGGGACCGCUAAUGCCAGUGUGCCUCUUAUCCCAAUUAUUGAACCCACCACCACUAGUGCUGUCUCAAGGCCAGCUCCCAACACUGCGCCCUAUGGGAGUACAGGAAGUGCGCACGUCCCGAUGGCCUGCCGGUACCUGGUCCUGGCUCUGACCACCUUGAUGGUGGCGUACUAACGGCGGAGCGGCGAGCAAAAUGACUGUCGAGAGCAUUUACGAGUCUUUGGUGGCAUCACCCAUGACUGGAUUCCAAUCGGGAGGAGUUUGUCGCAAGGCAAAGAGUGGAAAAUAUUCAUUAUUUUUUCGGUUUUUGUCAUGGUGAACUUCAUGUAAAUAGUAUUUGUUGUUUACUUUCUUUGCGUUUUUUUUUUAUUUUUUGAUUGAUGGAUGAAAUCAGCCCCUCCCGCUCCCUGGCAUCCAAUCAUAUCAAACGCUCAGCUUCACUUACUCUGUUUAUCUUGUCUCAUGACUAUAACAAAACAACUGUGCCAAUUCUAGUCUCUCAGUGCGGAUUAUUACCAUAACAAUGUUCUUUUGAAUGUAUUGUAGGUAGCUGAAUGGAAGGAAAAUCUCAGUUGACUGUAAAAAAAAAAAAUAUUCAAAAGCAGUAGUCACCUCAUUUUGUUUGUGUUUCAUUAGUGUGCCUGUUUAACAGCUUCAAUCAGGUAGGCAAAGUAGAAAAGUCACCCGUCACAUAUCUUUAUCUGAACAAACUUUUUUUUUCUUUAUUUGGACUUCAAUCAUAUGACAAUGUACAGAUGAUGGCCCCGUUUACCCUUCACAGGUAUAAAUGUUUGUCACAUUUCUUUCAGAUUUGUUUCUGUUGUGAGGAAAAGCCGAGCUCACGUGCUUUGCUCAUAUCUUGGAAGUUUCAAUGGUCCAUUGUUUGCAUUUCGGGAGAGUGACUCACUCCUCUGUCUUUUACAAAAGAGUUCUUUCAAAAAUGGAUCUCAAAAUGGAUAGAUACCUAACAAUGUUGUUGCACUUGAAAUUGUUACGGUAUCUGCCACUUUCAAGAGUGCCAUGGAGUCAGAAAGUGGUCGUUUAGAUUCGAUGAAAUGCGACCCCAAAACGUUUCAGCAGAAAAGAAUAUUGUGUGUGUGAGUCGUUAAUUUUAUUUAAAAAAAACAAAAAAACGAAACAGCCUAUUUUGGGGCAGACGGAAUGAGAUAUACACUGUAUAGAUUAUAUAUAUCAACAUGCACAUUAACAUGCACCACCGGUUGUAUGAAAUAGCUAUUUCUAACAUAGACAAUAAAUAUAGGCUAAUAUCGUUUAUAAAGCGUGUUAGUGGGCACCGCCAUAAAUGUGACAUCAAACUACUGCAUCCUGUGCAGUAAGAAAACAUGGCUUUGCCCCGGUUUGACAACUUGGAUCUUCGAUUUUGGUUUCCAAUUUUCCCAGUUCUCCGUAAUGCAGUAUUUGUACCAAACCAACUCUGUCAUUGCCACACUUUUUUUUUUCAUAAAUAAGCUUAAACAUCGCAGAAAACGUUCUCCUAAGGUACAUGUGAUUUCUAGAAAAGUAAUUAUCUUUCAAACUUGCUGACUUUUCAAUCCAAGUAUUUGCCAUGUUAGCUGCGGAAAACUGCUUAGCAAUCAAGCUUGAAUCAUCCACAGACGAAAUGAGCGUCCAUCGCACGAAAACAAGCGUUCUAUUUUUCUUCAUUUUGUAAACUGAACCUGGUGACUUCUGACUUUCAGUAUACGGCAUAAUCAUCCUCCGGUAUCUAUCGAUCUACAAUGUAAGAAGAUACUGCAAUGCCUUAAUAGUAACGUAAGUAAAAUACUCACUGAAAGACUUUUAGACAAGCCACUAAAUGUUUGUUUGACAUACUGUAUUCUUGAAUGUUCCAUCCGAUCAGAGAGUGCAAAUCAUUCAAUUGGGCGCAAAUUGAAAAGAACAUUUAACUGAGUUGCCGUCAUGUCAAACUCCCAAUAUGCUCACAUGAACUUGAAACUGCAAAUCUUCUAGCGAAAUAGCCAUGGCAGUUAAAAGACUUUAAAGCACAAACACUGUUAUUGCUUCUAUGUUUGGUUUUGUGGUGAUUUAUUUUUAUUGUAGGCUUGUUAAACAAAUGAAAAAAAAAGUGAAAAGAGAAAUUCUGCACCAUAUGGUCUUGUUUAAAUGUUAAUCUACAACGAACAAUGAGUGAGGAAUAUAUUUAUUCACUUCCUUUAUAAAAACAAUGUAUAAAAGUACAUUUGAAACAACCGGUUAUGUGACACUUGUUGGAUUUGAAUGGGCAUACAAUGGCAUUGAUUGAGGUGUCAUGACUGUCCGGGGGAUUUAUUUGUCGAGUAAAAGAACAAAUGUUUGCAAUCAAUUGAGUUCCUUUUUGAAGUGUGAAGAGGGCGUGCACCAAUAUAACAGUAUUAUAGAACAGAUUCAGUGUGUGUGUGUGUUUAUAUGUGGAGAAAAAUACAGAUACAUGUGUAUCGUUAGAGCCAGUGUGUGUCGUCCUAGUUUUCACACACUUGAGUGUUUGACGUGCAGAGUGUGCUUGUGAUGCAUGUCGACAUGAAAAAUCCACCAUUUCAUUUUUUUCAAUGCUUUUUUUUUUAAAUCACAGUCGCCUAUCAUCUAUCCUGUGGAUUUUUUUUGUGGCCUAUUUGAGGACAGCCUGAAAUUUUGGUGGCAUUUGUCACCUGCUAGUGAAGUGGUGCCUUGAGAUACGCAUGACCUGACUUUCAAGUACUUAAAAUACUAUGUAUUUAUUUUGCUUUGACUCAACUUAGUUCACUUCACAACCUGCCGUAGCUUGGCAAAGAACAAUUCUCCCCUACCCCCCAAAAAAAGAACCUUCAAAUUGUUGCCACUCCCAGUUGCCUUUAAAUCAGAUAGCUUACGUAAUCAUAAUUCAUAGUGGGAAUGAAAGAUGGUUUUAAAAAAAAAUGCUGAUACGUGGUGCUGUUUUAGAGAAUGUAUAUUCGACCACAAACUGUGGCAAAACACAUGUAGAGUGACAAUAUAACAAAAUUCACAAGUAUGCAUUCUUAAUCCUCUGCGAAAAAUGACUAAAAUUACUCUAUUAUAGUGAUUCACUUACAAUGUUUGACUGAAACCUCGCCUGUAUCACUGUAUUAAACUGUUGCCCGGUGGUCAAGGUACUGACACCGAAACUUGACAUUCAAUUUAAUGUUCCUACCGUGUUUUUAUAAAGUACAAUUUUCCUCGUUGGCUAGAAGCAAUUACUGGCUUUUCAGUUCAUUUUAAUGAGGAAAAAUGAUUAUUUAAUUUGAGUGCUUUGAGUUACCAGUGUUUUCACGCAAUGAAUUAAACUCAUAUCUCAAGGCACCACUGUAUACCACAUCAAAUGUACUGGAUGUUGAAUAUUAGGGGAGGAAAAAUGGCAUAAACAAUUCCCUUCUAUUCAUUCGAUCUUAUUUGCAAUUACAGCCUUCACGUUCUGACACUUAAACCCAUACGCGAGCUCAUGAACGCUCAUUGGGGUUAGUCCCUGUGUAGCUGCUGAGUCAUGAUUAUUGUGGCAUAUCAUGCACAUUUGUUGGCCCUUGAACGCGUUGUGCAAAUACUCGGCUGAGCUCAGAUGGGUAGAUGCCACGGUGCACACAGCAUAUAAGGAUUAUCCUGCUUUUGCGCCCGCCGUCCUUUUUGACUGCGCUGUUGCAAGCUAAAUCUUCUGGCUUAUUUACAAACAUAAAACACGGUUCAUUUCAUCCCUGAAUGCAUCGAGGGGUGGUUCGGUUUGGACUUUGUUUGCACAAACUAGAAUCACAUCAUGUUGAACUCCCGAUGUGCUUCAACAGGCUGUUUCAUGAUUAUCUUCAGUCCAAAUUAAAAUGUUGAUUCACAAGUGGGAAGCUCACUGCCUCACCUCCCCGCUGACAUAAAAAAAAUCACCUGAUUUAAAUAAACCCUUGCAUCUAUAGCAACCCCACGCUUGAGGUUUGAAAUGACUCCAUGAUUCUGGAUCCAACUGAUGCGUUCAUAUCCAUAGAAGCCACUCCAUGCUACUCCUGGGAUCUAAGAAGUACUGUACUAAAUGUGCCUUCAAAGUAUUUGUCAAACACCACAGUGGCAAAAGGUGACCUUUAAUUUGAGCCGCAUUUACAUUCAGCAGUAUUAUUUUACUUUGGGAAAUAUCAAUCAAGCUUGUGUUUUCCGGGGAAUGGGCAUGCUAAUUGAUUAAUAGAUCUUGAAAAUUUGGCCAAUGGGGUGGAAUGUGAGACAAAAUGUAGUGCACUCCUUGGAUGCAAGCAGCAGAGGUGUUGGUGAUUCCAUCACUAGGUUGCUAUCAAAAGAAGCCCAAUGUGAUGUCAGCUAUUGUGAGUUAAUUAAGCUACGUACGGAUGAUGUAGCACAAUUCCCGAGUAGCACUAUUCUAGCAUUGAAACAGAAGCAUAGAACAUUUACCAGUAGAUUUCCUGUUAAAAAAAAAAUCAUAAUAAUAAUAAAAAUAGCGUUGUGUACUGACAUAAAGUUCUAGCAGGCAACUAGCGGUGUGCUUAGCUUCGCCCUGCACUAGCCUACUGUGCUAAUGCUUCGCUGAGAAAUGGGCCGGUAUUGUUUAUUUCUUAUUUUGUGGCAAUGGAAAUGUACAAAAUAAUAAAUAAAAUAGCAUAGCGAUCAGAACCGCACUAUUGGUUGGAAAAAGUAAAGCUUCAGAAAUUUGCUACUUGCUAAAAUCCAAAUUAAAGUUAUUAUGUGCAAUCUUGUACUCGCGACUUUCACUGGUAACGGGCAGAAUUAUUUACACACACAUUCUAUUUUUCUUUUUUUAAUCCAUUCACAUGUUUGUGCGAUAACAUCAUAAUUAUGUUUCCCUUUAAUUGUAGCCAGAAAUGUACUUCACAUUGACCUUUGAGGACCUGACAAAAUCACUUAAGGGAGCAAAAGAAGAGAUGAAGUUGCACUUUUCUUAAAUUGGACUGCCUUUUCAUCAUGUUGACUUUCCAUAUUAUGCGACUCCAAAUUCCAUGCACUGCAUUUGUUGCCCUCAAUAUGUAAGAGAUGCAGGGUUCAACUCCUUCUUUGACGCACAUUUCUUUUUGCUUUUAAAGUAAUAGACACAAUCUGACAGUUAGCUUCCGCGCAGCUGCAAUAAAACAACUGAACUAAACAAUUCUUCUUGGAAGCAACCGAUUUCAACAAUCAGCAACACCUCUACCAGUUAGAAUGCAUCUAUCGUAGAGUUACAAUGUGCGGCGAUGAGAUUGCACUCGAGUGCUACGUGAAGAACUGACAAACAGCACACGCAACGUGUGGCAUUAGUGUUUACAAAAAGACUAUUAGGGCCACACAAAACAUAAAUGUAUAUAAGUGAUAAUAGUAAGGUUUGGUUUCUCUGUGUGUGUGCGUGUUCAUCAGUGCUACUGGGGGCCACAUUGAGCAACACACUUCCUAAUGAGAUGUAGAACAAAAAUUAUAUUUUAAAAAUGAAGAAAAUGUAUGCAUACCUGCAAAAUAUGUACUCGUAAUAGAGCUCAUUUUUGAUCCUACAUUUUUCAAUGCAUGUAUAAAAACUCUACUGUCCUCACCCAACAGCAAAGGGUUUGAAGCAAACAAAAACCACAUACUAUUUAUCCCCAGAUCAAAAGGCUCCCCUCCAUAAAAAGGCCAUUGAAAGAGAGUACAAAACUGCUCAACAGGAAACCAACAUUAAUUGCAAGAACUCACAUAUUUUUGGACAAAAAUACACUCACUCACAAUUGUAAAGUUACUGAGUUUCUAUGUUUCUUCUUGAUAUCGUUCCAAAGCCGUAAAUAUAUAUUAUAUAUAUAAUUUGGCCUACUCACGUUGUAGUAUAAGGCAGCACAAGACCCAGUGUAAGCACAACAAAGACACGUCUGCCAUCUACUGGUGAAUGUUUAUAUUACAACUUAAAGAUACAGUUGACCACUGCAUAGUUGCACUUGGGCCAUGGAUUCUCAUAUUUGCAGACAUUUGUAUUUUUUUAAAUAGUUUUUCAUAUUUUGGAUUUUUGUCAUUUUUUCCGUGGGCCACAAGUUAUCGAUAGAUAGAUAAAUAGAUUGAUUGUUCUCAGACGGUUGUUUAACACCAAACCUUACUAUUACUACUUUUAAAACUACACGCGCACACACACACACACACACACCCGCACACACACAUACACACACACACACACACACAUAGAGAGAGAGAGAGAGUUUGAUUCCUACAUCGCAUCAUUUGAUUUUAUUUUAUUUUGUGACUUUUUCCUCAUAAAAAUAAUUUUCUUUUCUCAAAAUAUUACUUAUUUUUUCUCUCGUAGUGUCCUUAAUUUAUUUGUAAACUUUUUUUUUCAGUGUGGGCCCCAAUGCUUUGUCAUAGCGCUCAAAUGAAUACAUAUAUUCAAUGUUAUCGUGAUUUGACACCCCUACUGCUCACUUCAGGAUGAUUUAAAUAUGUGUUGACCUGAAGGCAAAUUAGGCACCGUGCAGCUGCAUGGUGCUUUUAUUUAUUAUUUGUAAUUCGGUUUUUAUUAUUAUUUGGGUUUUGUUUUUUUAAUGGAGGGGGGUUGGCUGUGCUGUUCAUGAACUACCUUCCUCCUAUGUAACUUUAAUUUGGAGAUAUGUUGUUCCAUUCUGCCAUCUGAUUCUCUGCGGCAGUUACAUUGCACCACUGUGAGCAGCACAGUUGUGAACCAGAGUUGUGAACCUCAAAAGAACAACUCAAACACACUCGCAUUCACUUGCUGGAUGUAUUUUUCACACGGCAGUCUUCCUGUCAAACACAUGGGGAAGACAAAAUGAACUUUGCCCAUGUCCUAGAAAAAACAAUUGGUAAAACGCCCCCA
Hippocampus zosterae (dwarf seahorse) is the source of this 7875-nucleotide messenger RNA. It is a transcript of the gene negr1, whose product is annotated as neuronal growth regulator 1. The record is from RefSeq and is a predicted model, not a curated record. NCBI's taxonomy places the organism in Eukaryota, Metazoa, Chordata, Actinopteri, Syngnathiformes, Syngnathidae. Bases 222 to 1292 code for a protein of 356 amino acids. Gene Ontology annotation, cellular component: neuron projection. The transcript has 8 exons.